Messenger RNA from Silurus meridionalis, 1293 nucleotides. Its product is annotated as protocadherin gamma-A6-like. Gene Ontology annotation, cellular component: membrane. Gene Ontology annotation, molecular function: calcium ion binding. The record is from RefSeq and is a predicted model, not a curated record. Gene Ontology annotation, biological process: homophilic cell-cell adhesion. Lineage: Eukaryota; Metazoa; Chordata; Actinopteri; Siluriformes; Siluridae.
AUGGCCGUUGCGCACGGGCAGGUCCGUUAUUCUAUUCCCGAGAAGUUAAACAAAGGAGCAGUUGUGGGAAAUAUCGUUCAGGAUCUCGGGUUGGAUGUAAAAAGACUGAAAUCUGGAAGAGCUCGGAUCUUUACGGAGGACAGUCGUGAGUACAUCAGUCUGAAUGUGGACAAAGGCACUCUGAUAGUCCGUUAUUCUAUUCCCGAGAAGUUAAACAAAGGAGCAGUUGUGGGAAAUAUCGUUCAGGAUCUCGGGUUGGAUGUAAAAAGACUGAAAUCUGGAAGAGCUCGGAUCUUCACGGAGGACAGUCGUGAGUACAUCGGUCUGAAUGUGGACAAAGGCACUCUGAUAAAGAUCUUUCUGUCAACGGAGUUUCUGCUUCGUCUUAUAUUUCUGUUAACGCAGAGGCGGGAGAUUCUUGCUAUUCGAUCUUUUGAUUUCGAGCAAACAAAAGAGUUCAACAUUCGCGUAAAAGCGCAGGACGGAGGAAACCCGCCGCUCAGUAGCAACGUGAGUGUGAAAAUGAUUAUUCAGGACCAGAAUGACAACGCGCCUCAGAUUCUGUAUCCAGUACAAACUGGUGGCUCUGUGGUGGCUGAAAUGGUGCCUCGUUCAGCAGAUGUGGGAUAUCUGGUCACUAAAGUGGUGGCUGUGGAUGUGGACUCUGGACAGAAUGCCUGGCUCUCAUAUAAACUACACAAAGCGACAGACAGGGCGCUGUUUGAAGUGGGCUUACAGAAUGGAGAAAUCAGAACGCGCCAAGUCACUGAUAAAGAUGCUGUGAAACAGAAGCUCACUGUUGUAGUGGAGGACAACGGACAGCCUUCUCGUUCAGCUACAGUCAAUGUUAACGUGGUGGUGGCGGACACUUUCCCUGAAGUGCUCUCCGAGUUCACUGACUUUACGCACGACAAGGAAUAUAACGAGAACCUGACUUUAUAUCUAGUCCUGGCCUUGGCUGUAGUUUCAUUUCUCUUCAUCGUGUCCAUCAUAGCUAUAGUGUCAGUGAAAUGCUACAGAUGGAGACGUGAGCGGAUGUUUUAUAAAUCCGGUGCCAAUCUGCCAGUUAUUCCUUAUUAUCCACCUCUUUACGCAGAUGUAGGAGGAACAGGAACUUUACAGCAUGUGUACAAUUAUGACGCUUACAGAACCACUGACUCUAGAAAAAGUGAUCUGAAAUACACCAGACCUCCUACUGAGAGCAUCAUUAGUCUGGACCGCAACGGAACUCACACUUUAACGAAUGCAAAGAGGGUUAAAUCUUGUGACGAUUACGAUCAGGUGAGAAUUUAA